AUGCGUGAGCCUCUUCAAGAACUAGCCAACAGUGUAGAUCCAUCGAGAAUUCGCGUUCUGACAGUACCCAAAGCCAAUAAGCGAUUGCAAAUGGUGGCUGGUGUCAAUGCCACAACAACUGAGAUCAUUGUGUUCUCUGAUGACGAUGCUAUCUGGAAACCAACCAUGCUAGAUUAUAUCUUGGCCUGUUUUGAGGAUCUCAAAAUGGGCGGUGUGGGUACCAGCCAAACAGUUCAUGCAGUCGAUCCUAACGGUAGACAAACACUCUGGGAAAUUCUUGCAGGCUUUAGACUUACAAGUCGUAAUAUCGAAAUUGCUGCUUCUACACACAUUGAUGGUGGUAUCUGUUGCUUGUCGGGUCGUACUGCAGCUUAUCGCACAUUGAUCCUCAAAGAUCCUGCUUUUCAAUACUGCUUCACCAAUGAUCUUUGGCUAGGCAAAUACCCCCUCAACUCGGGUGACGAUAAAUUCUUAACGCGUUGGAUGGUCUCUCAUGGUUGGAACACAUAUGCUCAGAUCUGUAAAGAAGCUGAAUUAUACUCAACAUUCAAAAACAAUUGGAGAUUUAUUAAACAAGUUCUUCGUUGGACUCGUAACACCUGGCGUUCAGAUUUUCGAUCCUUGUUUACCGAACGCUAUAUUUGGAAAAGACAUCCUUAUGUUGCAUUCACCAUGGUCGAUAAAAUCUUCAACCCUCUUACCCUUUUAGCAGGUCCUAUUCUUGUAGGUGUGUUUGCCUCACUUCAAGAACAAAGAGCAGGUCCCACAAACCCACCUUUGCCUGCCUGGAACAUUGUUAUCUCUUAUAUAUGUUGGCUGUUAUUAACUCGUUUUAUCAAACUCAUUCCUCACUUUUUAAAACGACCUUUGGACAUUUGGGUCUUACCCGCUUGGUUAAUUUUCAAUUAUUACUUUGCCAUCAUGAAGAUCUAUGCACUUUUCACCUUACACGAAGUUGGCUGGGGUACCCGUGCCGGUGUCGGUACUGAACUGGCUGCCAACAUUGGUAAAGAAGCCCCGGAAACCGAAAAGAAUCAAACUGAGCAUGUCAAGAUUGAAAUGAGUGACUACAACCAACAAGCUCCUUACGAGGAUCCCUUUUUCUCAGAAGAGGAGAUCAGACGAGGAGAACAUGUGAGAGAAAUGGGUGUAGAUGGUUCAUUUGCUCCUACAACCUCUCCUUUUCAUGAUAACGCACACUUGACAACACCACCUUCAAGGCCCAAUGGUCCCUCACCACUGAUAUAA
Messenger RNA from Gilbertella persicaria, 1248 nucleotides. RefSeq names its product glycosyltransferase like family 2-domain-containing protein. Bases 1 to 1248 code for a protein of 415 amino acids. The transcript has a single exon. The record is from RefSeq and is a predicted model, not a curated record. Lineage: Eukaryota; Fungi; Mucoromycota; Mucoromycetes; Mucorales; Choanephoraceae.